Rubroshorea leprosula is the source of this 1612-nucleotide messenger RNA. NCBI's taxonomy places the organism in Eukaryota, Viridiplantae, Streptophyta, Magnoliopsida, Malvales, Dipterocarpaceae. The record is from the annotation of a GenBank genome assembly.
AAAACAAUGUCUCCAUUUUCUGGGUUUUUGUCAUUUUUCACACAAAAUAACAAGGGCGGAUAGACUGUUCGUUUCUUGCCUUAGAAAACUCAGCCCUGCAUUUCUGGAUUAGACCCCUCAGAUCUGUUGCUGUUCACUUGUUUUAUUUUCUUUUUAGCCAACAUUCUCAAAUCACGGGUACUGUUCCGCUGAAAAUUCAGGCUCGGUCUCGGAUUGAAGGUUGCUUCUGGAUUUUGUGAGGGGCGUUCGCCUUCGUGAAGUGAAGACAGAAGCUUUUACUGUCAAGGAUCACAGGGGUGAAUCUGAAGGGAUGGUCAAGCAAGCAGUAUCCUUGUUAAUGAUAAAUUUGAAGUGAAACUUGGAAGCCUGAGUGAAAUUCUUAUCUCUGAUUUCCUUUUCUCUGGUAUGUUGAUAGGGCAUUUGGUUUACAUUUUUGGUGUUUCUUUUCUUCUCACACUGAAUUGUUAUGGUUUAGAGAUAUUUAGCUUAGCUUUUCUAGCAUGCUUCCCCAAAGACUAAUAUAUUUUUGGGUUCUAGGUAAUGUUAUUAUCUCAUUUUCCACAAAAAGGGGAAGUUUUCUGAAGUUUUCAACCAAUGGCAAACUGAAAUGUGAGCUCUGCUAAAAAAAUUUUUUUUUAGCUUUUUAACAGGAAUGGUGUUAAUUUAAUGAAUUUGGUUGAGAAUUAAUGAAGGAAAAAGCCUUUAUUCUAAAGUAGCACAUCUACCAUGCAAAGAAUGCAAGGACCCUGUGCAUAUUUGGGUAUAGGAAAAACCCUGGUGAUCCCAAGGCCGCUGAAAAUUUUUUUGGUAAGUUAUCAAGUUUAAGUCCCCAAAAUGGUAAAUCUUACCAAUUGACACUGAGUUUGGUAACAAAUUUUUUCCUUUUAAAAAUAUAUUAUCAUUUAUUUGAAGGGUGUUGUUGCUCAUUGUUUGAGGUUUCAAAGAACAAUUUUGUCGUGCAUAUGCUGCUCUAGGGUUCUAAAUUUGCUAGCUUUAUUGGAGACAAUACUCUGUGCAACCUUUGUUUGUCUGAUUGUUAUGAAAGCUAUGAUAGUAGUCAUUUUUAAUUUUUUAAUUUUUCCCUUUUCUUUUUUCCAUGAUUAAUCUAAUAUGGGUUCAAAAUUGGGAUUUGGAAGUGGUUUGUAUCUUCAUUUGGCAGCCUAAGGAGGCAAAUGCGUAUUGGGUUGAAUAUCUAUGAGAAAUUGUGUGGUUUCAGUCAGUACCCAGCAAACAAUUUCAAGUAGGAAAAUUCAGUGUUCUGUUUUGAAUGGUAUCCUGAUUUACUUGUGUUGCUGUCUUGAAUGCUGCAGUGAUUGUGAAUAAGCUGAGUACAUUUGAUGUUGGAGGUUUCAAAAACCCCUUUUAUAUGUUAGUUUACUGCUAUUAUUGGUAGCGUGUUCUUUACAUUACUGUUAAUAUUAGUAAUAUGCUCCCUACAACAUCCUGCAUAAUUUUCAGGAGCCCAUGGGGAAAUCCCAUUUAGAAAGUUAUGGAAAAGAAUUAGAACUUUGAAUAUCUCUUUUCUUAUUCUUGGAAGUAAUUGAUUGUUGAUUUAAGUGAUUUUACACAUUUCAUUUUGUGUGCUUUAUUUAGAAUUGCCUUUUUCCCUUUU